Anopheles merus is the source of this 1209-nucleotide messenger RNA. Its product is annotated as pupal cuticle protein Edg-78E-like. Gene Ontology annotation, cellular component: chitin-based extracellular matrix. The coding region runs from base 145 to 555 and encodes 136 amino acids. The record is from RefSeq and is a predicted model, not a curated record. Lineage: Eukaryota; Metazoa; Arthropoda; Insecta; Diptera; Culicidae. Gene Ontology annotation, molecular function: structural constituent of chitin-based larval cuticle. The transcript is spliced from 2 exons.
CCCCUGGGAACCAACGGAUCAGUCACAGACGUACCCUCUCUGCCUACGGUGGUUAGUUUAGCGUAAAAUCAGUUUUGGUCAGUUUUUCGCGGUUGAAACAACCGAGUUUCGCAUACACAACAACAACAACAACAACGCAACAACAUGUUCCGAGUGUUCGUCAUUGCUGCCCUGGCCGCCGUUGCCGUCGCCCAGAACCCGGACGCCGAUGCGCAGGUGCUGAGCUCCGACAGUGUCGUCAACCCGGACGGCUCGUACCAGUGGAACUACGAGACGAGCAACGGUAUCCGCGCCCAGGAGCAGGGCGUCGGUGGCCAGUCGGCGCAGGGUUCCGCCUCGUGGACCGACCGUGACGGUACGCCCAUCUCGCUGACGUACGUGGCCGACGAGAACGGCUACCAGCCGCAGGGUGACCAUCUGCCGCGCGAGGGCCCCGUCCCGGCCCACGUGCUGAAGACGCUCGAGUUCAUCCGCGCCAACCCGCCCAAGGACGACCCGAACUUCAACAUCCAGGCGCUGGAGGCCGAAAUCGCCAGACUGCAGGCUCUGCAGUAAGCAGCAGAACGGGCGAGCGGAGCAGUUGGGAAGUUGACGCAGCCGUCACUAAAUCUGCAUCAGUCAUUGAGAGCAAUAGGGAAGGGAAGAAUGGUAGACAGUAAGCAAGCCAGCGUAGAGAAGAGAGCAAGUGCGACACGGUGCGUACACACCAGCGUGUGCGGAGUAUGAGAUUUUAUGGUGAAAAGCCACGUUUUCACUGUGACCUGUGCACAUACUCACAUGCAGCCAGCCGCUGCACGAUGCAACAACACAGCAAGAACACACCAUCAAGCCUUCCCGAAGAGCGAGAGUAUUGCCGAAAGAAAACGUUAUCGACAAAAGGGGAAAAGGAGAGCAAAACGAGGUUAGAAGAAAGAUUCUUACAAAAAAAAAACGUACACUUACUACACACACAGAGAAACACACUACACUAGAAAGUAGAGGAAGGGAAAAAUGGCAACAGCAUCCCCGGAAAAAGAAUGAUAAGAACAACCCACGUAAACGGAAGGCAAAGCCACUAACUAAGCGAACCAUCAGACGUAGGACAGCAGGCAAGGCGUCCACCUCUUUUUUGUUUUCAAUUCUCUUACACCACACUACACUUACUGCGAAGCUGUAAUACUUUUGUACAUAAUUUUGACUAGUUCAUUUACAAACGUCUGUGAAAAAAUA